Molecule: messenger RNA, 2114 nt
Organism: Limulus polyphemus (Atlantic horseshoe crab)
Lineage: Eukaryota; Metazoa; Arthropoda; Merostomata; Xiphosura; Limulidae
Exons: 2
Coding region: 340-897 (185 amino acids)
Source: RefSeq, a predicted model, not a curated record
AUUUGUCCCGAAUUCCCAGAAUAGAAAACCACGAUCGAUAUCAUACUGAAACGUCGAAAAUUUCUGCAUCUGUGGGCCCGAACACCGAAUCUUUUAAGCACCUAGCGACGUCUCUGCCAAUGUGGCUUUGCUCUGAAAUAAACAAACUUAUUUCCAUGAGUUUCACAUUGCACAGAAAUAUGUCAGGUAACGAUGAACAAUGACGUAAAGCAUAUGACAUGCGCAGUGAGAGCUACUUGUUUGAUAUCUUUACUGUGUUAAUAAUAAUAGUAUUAUGUUGUGUAACUGUUAAUUUAACACAAAUGUUUAUGAAUUAAAUGGACAAUUUGUUAUAAUUUUAUGCGAGUCAAGAACAACAAAAGAGAAAUGGACGAUCGAGAACAGAACAGGCCUACAACAAACAGAAGAAGAAAUGAAAAUGCGGAUCCUAACGGUGCUAAUACUAUGAUUUGUAAUUGUACUUCGUAUUGCUACUUUACCUUGGCCAUCGUUUUGUUUACGGUGGGGUCCGUUAUUACAAUACUGGCCCUAGAUGAUAGUGAUAAUAUGUUUUCGAGUUUGGGACACAUGUGGCUUGUUGGGCCAAUUUUUAUCAGCUCAGGGUUAAUGGUUGCCGUGAAAACAAUUAUCUAUCUUCGUAGGGAAACAAUGCUUACAUUUUUAGCAAGGCAGCGUUCAUUCCUUCGGGUGUCCCAUGACUGGAUGAAAGCUUCCACUGCUGCAAGAAUUUUUCUAAGUGUAGGAAGUCAGCUUCAGUCAACUUACCUGCUAGUUGCUUACAGUAUUGAGAAGGAAAAACUAACAGAGUUGUUAGGUGACAGACCAUUAGUCAUUAUUACUGAUGAGAUCACUGUUGUGAAAGGUAGUUUUCCACUGAAAAUCAUUAUAGCUUCAUGAAAAGGAUGACAAUGUGGCCUAUCUAGUACUCUAGAUACUGUGUUUGUUACAGCAGGUUAUUGUCAUUAUAUAUAACAGAAUUAUGGCAUUGAGUUUAAUAUAACAUUGUAUAUGACACUGAUAAUGCUGCCUUUAUGAAGAAGCCAUACAAAGAUUGGGAUUGUUAUAAAUGUGUUCAUGUGAAGUAUGUUGCAUAGUUUGAAUAUUUUGAACUGCAUUGAUUUACAUCAACAACUCUGUGGAAUUUUUCUCUGCUAUGUUAGCAAAGAAAUCUAGAUAUCUUGGGUAUUUAUUAAGAAAGGGCCAAACACCAAUGAUAACACACUUCAUGCCUAUAAGAUGAAACUUGUGGUUUAACAUAUUAAGCAUAACAAGGAGCACUGCCACCUGCUUAACACCUCUUAAUGUCGAAAUGAACACCUCCAAAGUUUUAUAUAUCUUUGUGACUUGUUAAAGGAUGACAGUGUAUGCAUUGAUUUACAAUCUUAACUUACAUUGAACCAGAAAAAAAAUAUGGAAAUAAGUUUCUAUUCUGUUAUUUGCUUUUAAAGGCUUUCCAUUUGAUUAAACCACCAGCAAAGUGAUGACUCUUGAGGCCCUUUGUUCUUUUCUGCACUUUGUAGACAUGUAUGACGUACCUCUGACAAGCAAGAAAGAUUUUAUUACUAGCUACUAGACUACUUUUAAGGCAAGAUCUGACAAAGUCAUAAAGUUUGUUAAAGAAGAUGGACAGCUCAGUUUGAUUUCUGGAAGUAUGUUCAGAUAUUCAUCUAAAGUAAUUUUCUUCUAUCACAAGCAUAGCACUUACUGUAUCCAUUUUGGAUAUGAUGAUGAUGUUUUGGUAGAAGAGUUUAGGCUCUACACUGAGCAAUUAGUGCAUAAUUUCUAUCAAGAAAAAUGCAAGGCUAGCAAAUAUUUAAUCAUUUUUGAUAUCAGUGCAAAACAAAAUAACUAAGUUUUUACAAACUAAUAACUAGAUACAAAAAUGCAGUCAUCAGUGUUGCAGAUACUGAAAAAGUUUCAGUCUGUAUAAUUUGAUUGUUUGUAGAGGAUACUGAAAUUUCUCCCAGAAAAAUUCAGAUAACUGGUCUAAUCUAACUACAAUCAGUCUGUUCUUCUUGACAAGGGAUUGGACCUAAAUCCUGAAUUGCUUUAUUGUUUCUAUUAAUUAACAUUCUUGUAAUAUUUGUGGUGAAAUAAAAUAGAUUGUGUUGUAA